Messenger RNA from Olea europaea var. sylvestris, 849 nucleotides. RefSeq names its product transcription factor MYB64-like. Lineage: Eukaryota; Viridiplantae; Streptophyta; Magnoliopsida; Lamiales; Oleaceae. Gene Ontology annotation, molecular function: RNA polymerase II cis-regulatory region sequence-specific DNA binding; DNA-binding transcription factor activity, RNA polymerase II-specific. Gene Ontology annotation, biological process: regulation of DNA-templated transcription. The coding region runs from base 1 to 849 and encodes 282 amino acids. The transcript has 3 exons. The record is from RefSeq and is a predicted model, not a curated record. Gene Ontology annotation, cellular component: nucleus.
AUGGAAGGACUUCAACCUGAAAAACAAACUUCGGGUGAAAUUCUUUCAAUAAAUGAGAUACCUACACCCGUCAAUCAUGAUCUGAAGGAGAAGAGAGAGAAUAGUUCUUCUUCCCGAUAUCAGAUAAAAGGCCAGUGGAUAGACGAAGAAAAUAGGAGAUUUAUUGGCUUAGACGUUUGGACUGAAGAUGAAGAGAGUAAGUUAAUUCAAGUACAUGAAAGACUUGGAAAUCGAUGGCUAGAGAUAGCUAAGUACAUUCCUGGAAGAACUGAAAAUUCAAUAAAGAAUCAUUGGAAUGCCACAAAAAGGAGGCAGAUUUCAAGGAGAAAUAUAAAAAAAUAUUUCAGUAAUGGUUCCACCUCCACUAACUCAAAUUUCAGUACCACUACCACUGCAGCAAAUCCGUCCAACGUCGGUACACCACUCUCUGAUGAUGAAGACUCUACGCCAUUUUUCAGUUUCGAAUCAUGCAAUGACGAAAUGGACUUCAUGAAAACCCUGUUUGAAAACAAUCAGUCCAUCGAUUCAAUUCCAGUCGAUCACUGUCAACCAAUGAAUCUAGCUGAACGGACAUCUGAGAAUACUUGUAGCUUCAACGUUGAUGAAAAUUAUAAUCAUCCCACCAUUUUCUUCACUUCCCCGAAGAUUUUACAAACAACUAAUUCUCAGUUGCCUGCUGUAGAAUAUGUGGAAAAUGACUUAUUCCAUUCUGCUUCAAACCCUAUGGGAAAUAAAUUUUUCCCUUAUGAGAAUUUAGAUUUAAUCAUGGAAUUAAAUUCUAACUUUCGAAGCGUGGAGACUGAAGCUUCACAGAUUUAUCUUGAUGAGUUGUACUUUUCCUAUCAAUAG